This is a messenger RNA of Gilbertella persicaria, 1744 nucleotides long. RefSeq names its product major facilitator superfamily domain-containing protein. Gene Ontology annotation, cellular component: membrane. Gene Ontology annotation, molecular function: sucrose:proton symporter activity. The coding region runs from base 19 to 1698 and encodes 559 amino acids. Lineage: Eukaryota; Fungi; Mucoromycota; Mucoromycetes; Mucorales; Choanephoraceae. The transcript is spliced from 6 exons. The record is from RefSeq and is a predicted model, not a curated record.
AAAAAAAAAAAUAAUAAUAUGCCUGAGCCUAAUGCUAAAACGCCAUUGUUAAAUAGCAAUGGUCAUAAAAAACCACCUGUCAGUAGACCAAAGGCUCACCGUAGACGAUCCAGCUUUGAAGCCUCUACGUAUAACAGUGCUGGAAGAUCAUUAAGCUAUAACAAAUUAACGGAUGUGGAUGAUACCAAUGUGCCUGGCCUAAAUCUCUUGCAGAUCUUAACCUUAACUGUCUGUAUGGCGGGUGUUCAGUUUACCUGGACUGUCGAACUAUCGUAUGGUACACCUUAUCUCUUGUCGCUUGAUUUAUCAAAAGAAUUAACUGCUUUGGUUUGGUUGGCUGGUCCUUUAUCUGGUCUAUUGGUUCAACCCUUAAUUGGUGCUUUUAGUGAUAAAUGUACUUCUCGAUUAGGUAAAAGAAGACCGUUUAUUAUUGUUGCUGGACUUUUGACUUGUCUAUCCAUGAUUGGUGUUGCUUACGCAAGAGAACUUGGUUAUUGGGCUGCAACUUUACUUUCAACAGACAACGAUACUGAAGCAAUCAAACGAGCAGCACAUACCAAUGCCAUUAUGGUUGCUGUGGCUUCAUUUUAUUUCUUAGAUUUCACAUUGAAUGCUGUUCAGGCCAUCUGUCGAGCUUUGAUUUUGGAUAUCCCACCUCUUUGGCAACAAGACAUUGCCAAUGCUUGGAGUGCACGUAUGAGUAACACGGCUAUGGUGAUUGGUUACUUUGUGGGUUAUGUUGAUUUGGUUAAAUAUUUCCCUUGGUUGGGUGAUUCUCAAGUAAAGGUCUUUUGUAUUGUGGCUAUCUUUGUCUUUGUGGCUACCUUGACCAUCACUUGUCUGACCACCAAAGAAAAAGUAGUUGAAAGAAAAGACGAUGAUGAUAUGAAUCAACCUUGGUACAGUACCUUUUAUUAUAUCUGGAGAGCUUUCCGUUUUUUACCUAGACCUAUCCAAACCUUAUGUAAUACCCAAUUCUUUGCUUGGAUGGGUUGGUUUCCUUUCUUGUUCUAUAGUACACAAUGGGUAUCUGAUAUUUAUUUUGCUACUCACCCACCCAGAACACCUGAAGAAUCGGUGGAUUGGGCUGAAGGCACAAGAGCGGGUUCCUUUGCGUUGUUAUGUUACUCUGUUGUGUCUGUGGUAGCUGGUAUUGUGAUUCCUGCCAUAGCCUCCAAGUUUUCUCGCGUCAAGCUAUUUGAUCUCUUGAAUAUCUACACAUUAUCCCACUUGACGGUUGCCUUUGCUUUGCUGUCGACCAUGUUUGUCAAGAGCGUCUUGGCUGCCACGGUUGUGUUGGCCAUCAUGGGUGUUCCUUGGGCCAUUGUUCUCUGGGUGCCUUUCUCUCUUGUAGGCGAAUAUGUCAGUUUUGAAGAUGAAAAACGACAAAAGAUGAUCACUGCUGCUACUACUACUUCCAACAGCACCAAUGAAGAAGAACGUCAACAACAAGAUGAAUUUGAUGCUGGUAUGAUCUUGGGUGUUCACAACAUGUAUAUUGUGUUUCCUCAAUUUGCAGUGGCCAUCAUUUCUUCGUUUAUCUUUGCUGCUGCUGAUGCUAUCAAGGAAAGAAACCAUCAAACAAUGUCCAGUGUAACUCCUGUGAUGUUGUUUGGUGGUCUGAUGGCUUUUAUUGCAGCUGGAUUUAGUAGAUCCAUUGUGCGUGUUACCUCACAUCAUGUAGUCAAUAUGCGUUAAUACGUGACUUGAAUAAAAAUAAAACAUACAUGUCUUUUUCCUCCCC